CCCUGUCCCUCUGUCCCUGUCCCCACGGCUGUCGCUGUCCCCAGCGGUACCUGCGGUCUGCAGCCCAUGGCCGAGGAGUUCGGCGGCGGCUCCGGGGCCGUUGCCGGGGCCUGGCCGGGGCUGGCGAGCAUCCAGGACCCGCUGCGGGCCGGCAGCGGCCACGUCUGCGGCGGGAGCCUGAUCGCCCCCGGCUGGCUGCUCACGGCCGCCCGCUGCCUGCCCCGCGCCCGGAACGUCAGCGCCUGGCGGGUGGUGCUGGGCGCCGCCGACCUCAGCGACCCCGGGCCCGAGGCGCAGGUGCGGCGGGUGCUGCGGGCGCGGCGGCACCCGGGGCUGGACGUGGCGCUGCUGCAGCUGCAGCCGCCCGCAGAAUGCAGCGACUUCGUGCAGCUGGGCUGCGUCAGCGAGGCCGGGCCGCCGCGGGGGCUGCAGCGCUGCUACAUCGCGGGCUGGGGCCGCGUGGAGGACACGGCCCCGCCGCGGGAGGUGCUGUGGGAGGCGCAGGUGCGGCUGCUCCAGCCCGAGCGCUGCGACGGCUCCGGGGCCGCGGCCUCGCCCCAGGUGUGCGCGGAGCACUCGGGGGGCGGCUCCGGCACCUGCCAGGUGAGCGCCCCGCCCGCUGCCCCGCCCGGCCCCGCCCGGCCCUGCCCCGCUCCGGUCCGCGUCCACGCCCCCUCCGCCGUAGCCCCGCCCCCGGCGAUGGCCCCGCCCCGUUCCCGCCGUGCCCCGCGCUCCAAGAUGGCGGCGCCGUGGCCGCUGCUGGCGCUGCUGGCGGCGGGGACGGCGCUGGGCCGGGCCGGGGGGCUCUGCCGGGGGGGAACCGGCACCGGCACCGGAGCCAGGGCCGGUGACACCGAGAGCUGCCGGGUGAGCCUGAGCCUGGAGCACUCCUUCGAGCUGGAUGACGCGCCGCGGUUCCGCCGCCGGGGCUCUCUGUCCCUGAGCUGGGGCCCCGAGCCCGCGCUGGCGCUGAGCCAGAAACCGCUGGGGGAGGAGGAGAGAGCGCGGCUGAGGGAGGUGGCAGCACGGGACGGGCUGUACCGGGUGCGGGUCCCCCGCAGGCCCCUGGGCCCUGGUGAGGAGGGGGACACCGAGUUUGUCACCUCCUUCGUGAGGGCGUGUGCCCUGCUGGAGUCGCACCUGUCGGACCAGCUGUCCCUGCACCUGGACGUGGCCGGGCACGUGGUGGCCCUGGGCGUGGUGGCAGCGCCGGGCACCUGCCGGGGCACCUGGGUGGAGGACGGGCACCUGGAGCUCUUCAACACCUCGGUGGCACUGAGACAGCCCCUGCCCGCCGCCACCCCCGAGACCGCCGCCUUCAUCCGGCACCUGGAGCAGGAGCAGGCCCAGCGCGCCCGGAACCCCCAGGAGCAGAAAUCCUUCUUUGCCAAAUACGUGAGGGACCCCAAAACCCCCCAGCCACCCCCAAAAGCGCACCCCAAAAACACCUGGGAACCCCAGAAAUCACCUGGGAACCCCAAAAUCCACCCCAAAACACCUGGGACACCCCAAACGCUGACGCAGUGA
Molecule: messenger RNA, 1527 nt
Organism: Passer montanus (Eurasian tree sparrow)
Lineage: Eukaryota; Metazoa; Chordata; Aves; Passeriformes; Passeridae
Gene: EMC10
Product: ER membrane protein complex subunit 10
Exons: 12
Coding region: 67-1527 (486 amino acids)
Biological process (GO): proteolysis
Cellular component (GO): EMC complex
Molecular function (GO): serine-type endopeptidase activity
Source: RefSeq, a predicted model, not a curated record